UCAGAAGCAUCCACAGGACCGCUCUAUAAUCUCUCUCCUAAGCCUCUUUUUACUCCCUGCUAUAUAUUUCUUCUGUGAGUCAUAGCGCUGUCCUCGCACCGAUAAAGGGGGCUGAGGUCUGAAGCCUUCUUCCGGUGCCCAAAGCUGGGCGCUCUCUAAUUUCUCUUUGCUCUCCACCAGCAUGUCUGGCUUAUACGGCCACGGCUUCUCCCCUGCCAGAGUUGUCUCCCCACAGAUAAGAAGCACAACGGACGUCGACAGGUAUAGCAGCAGAUUUCUCCCAUUUCUUGUCCAAAUAUUUGGGCUUUGUGAUGAUUUAGACUCUUCUUAUCGCUGUAACAGUCACUACCUAGCGGAGCUGUUAGCAGAACAUCAAAAGCUGGGACCUUUCAUGCAGGUUCUUCCUAUAUGUAGCCGCUUAGUGAAUCAAGAGAUAAUGCGAGUCUCAGGUACGCUUCAUGUUCAAGGUUUUGAUGACAAUAACCAGCUGCGGCAUAGAAGUCCCAGUCCCAUGGCUAUUUCUACCCUUAUUUCUAAUGCCAGGGUGCCUGGUUAUGGUGGCUGGGUUGGAUCUCCACAGGAGAGAAUAGGUUUUCCUCAAGAAGUUGCCGUGGAUUGGCGAGUACCAACUACAUCUCCAAGUUCCUCCACCUUAAAGAAAAUUUUGCGUUUAGAAAUUCCAGUCGAUGCUUAUCCUAGUUUCAAUUUUGUUGGGCGUCUUCUCGGGCCAAGGGGAAAUUCCCUGAAAAGAAUUGAAGCGUCAACAGGAUGCCGCAUUUAUAUAAGAGGAAGUGGCUCAAUAAAAGAUCCUGUUCAGGAGAAUAAAUUGAGAGGAAGAUCAGGUUAUGAACACUUGAAUGAUCCAUUGCAUAUCUUGAUUGAGGCUGAGUUGCCUGCGAAUGUCAUUGAUAGAAGAUUGAGAGAUGCACAGGAAAUUAUAGAAGAGUUACUAAAACCAGUUGACGAGUCACAGGAUUUCUACAAAAGACAGCAGCUCCGAGAAUUAGCAAUGCUAAAUUCUAGUCUAAGAGAGGUCAGCCCUCGUCCAAAUGGCAGUGUUUCUCCUUUCAACAACGGGAUGAAACGAGCAAAAAUGGGACAGUAGAAUUAUAUGAUGUUUCCCAGGGGUUAUUUUCAUCAAACGCUAGCUCUGUUGGUAUCUCAUCAAAUCCCUUCUAAAGAUUAGCUUCUGAAAUGGAGUUGUACUGUGACGUGCAUGCUUAUGUUGAUCUAGCCACAGUUCUCUUUCAAAAGAGAGAAGGUUUUGCCGAAGCACUUAUGGUGUUGCUGUCCAUGUUCAGUAAAGCUGAGUUAAAUGUGAUGUAAACCAGGAACAUUCAUUUUAUUCAUUUUCGCUUGUCGACUUUGAUCGACUGAUACUGUGCCUCUUGACUGAUGAACAAAUGAACAAUGCUCUGAGGUUGAAUGCUUUCA
Messenger RNA from Zingiber officinale, 1434 nucleotides. Its product is annotated as KH domain-containing protein SPIN1-like. Gene Ontology annotation, biological process: regulation of mRNA splicing, via spliceosome. NCBI's taxonomy places the organism in Eukaryota, Viridiplantae, Streptophyta, Magnoliopsida, Zingiberales, Zingiberaceae. The transcript is spliced from 6 exons. Gene Ontology annotation, molecular function: mRNA binding. Gene Ontology annotation, cellular component: nucleus. The record is from RefSeq and is a predicted model, not a curated record. Bases 182 to 1105 code for a protein of 307 amino acids.